Messenger RNA from Penicillium arizonense, 1086 nucleotides. RefSeq lists its product as uncharacterized. Gene Ontology annotation, cellular component: intracellular membrane-bounded organelle. The transcript is spliced from 5 exons. Bases 1 to 1086 code for a protein of 361 amino acids. Gene Ontology annotation, biological process: protein peptidyl-prolyl isomerization. Lineage: Eukaryota; Fungi; Ascomycota; Eurotiomycetes; Eurotiales; Aspergillaceae. The record is from RefSeq and is a predicted model, not a curated record. Gene Ontology annotation, molecular function: peptidyl-prolyl cis-trans isomerase activity; protein binding.
AUGGCAUCUCAGCGUUCCCGUGUCUUCUUUGACAUUCAAGUCGGCGACAACAAGCUUGGUCGGGUGACGUUUGAGCUUUUCAACGAUGUCGUGCCCAAGACCGCGGACAACUUCCGAGCCCUGUGCACUGGCGAGAAGGGCAUUGGCUCAAUUUUCCACCGUGUGAUCAAGCAGUUCAUGAUUCAGGGUGGUGACUUUACCGCGUUCAACGGCACCGGCGGCGAGUCGAUCUACGGCGAAAAGUUCCCCGACGAGAACUUCGAUCUCAAGCAUGACCGUCCCUUCCUCCUCUCCAUGGCCAACUCCGGCCCCGGCACCAACGGCAGUCAGUUCUUCGUUACGACUGUCCCUACUCCCCACCUCGAUGGCAAGCACGUCGUUUUCGGUGAGGUGAUCAACGGCAAGAGCAUCAUUCGCAACAUCGAGAACAUGAAGACCCAGUCCGACAAGCCCCUGACCGAUGUGACUGUGGUGGACUGUGGUGAGCUCUCCGGAGAGGACUACGAGAAUGCGACGAAGCGUGUCCAGGAUGCCACAGGCGACCCAUACGAGGACUUCACUGAGGACCACCAAGGCGAGGAGCUUACCGCCCCGCUCUGCUUCAAGAUCGCUUCCGACCUCAAGGGAUUCGGAAAUACCGCUUUCAAAAGUGGAGAUCUUAACCUGGGUCUCGACAAAUACCAGAAAGGUCUGCGCUAUCUCAACGAGUUCCCCGAGGCUGGUGAGAACGACCCCAAGGAGCUGAACGUGCAGAUGAAGGCUCUACGAUUCACCCUGCACUCCAACUCGUCCCUGCUCGCAAAUAAGCUCAAGAAGUACAGUCAAGCUCAAAACUGGGCUUCUUAUGCGCUCCAGGUCAGCGAUGCUGCCCAAGUCAAGGAUGCCGACAAGGCCAAGGCCUACUUCCGCCGUGCUGUUGCCUAUGAGGGUCUGAAGGAAGAGGAUGCCGCCCUCAAGGAUCUCCUGGAGGCUGAGAAGCUGUCUCCUACCGAUGCCGGUAUCAUUAACGAGAUCGCCAAGGUCAAGAAGACUGUCAAGGACCGCGAGGCCAAGGAUAAGGCUGCUGCCCAGAAGUUCUUCUCUUAA